Molecule: messenger RNA, 545 nt
Organism: Darwinula stevensoni
Lineage: Eukaryota; Metazoa; Arthropoda; Ostracoda; Podocopida; Darwinulidae
Source: the annotation of a GenBank genome assembly
AUGUGUUGGACAGAGGUGACCCACGUGGUGAAGGUGGUCAUUGCGGAUCACCAGAUCUCGGGGAAACGCGGAGGGGAUGCCGGCAGGCUUUUCAUCACUCUUUUCGGCUCUCUUGGCUCUUCUUCCAGAUCGCGGCUCGGGGAUGAAGAGGUGUGGUUCGAGCCAGGCCAAGAAUUAAGUUUUUCGGUCGCAUCCCCUGAGAUUGGGGGAAUCGAGGAGAUACUCGUCCAAUGGGAACACAAAGAAGUGAAGGAUUCCGAGACCGAGCAAUUGCACUCCCAACCGAGGAUAAUCAUCGACCGAGUCGUCGUUCGCACCCUCGAGCACCGCGCCACGGCGAGUUUCUGCGGCCGGGGUCGAGAGUUGGCGUCGGGGGAGAAGGCGUUAAUGAGACGCGAUGACAAUGGAGAAUGCUCGGAGAGAUCCCAACCCAAGGCCAGUCGAUCGCAAUUGAACUCCCUUUUCGACUCUCGACUGGAGAAAAAUGCCUAGGGCUUCUUCAAACCAGUGCCCAAACUCAACGGACCCAAACGUUCCUCACCGAC